UGUGUGUGCGCGCGCGCGCGACGUCAUCGACCUGCUGGCAGCCCGGGGGCGAGGCUGCGCAGUUCGCUCGCCGUCUCGCAGUCGGAGAGGCCGCCGCUGCCGCUGGGAGUGGGUGGGUGUGCGCUUCACCUGCUCAGCUCGUUCUUCCAGCCUUCCACCCCCCCUGCCAAUUGCAAGCAGUCGGAAAGGACCGUGUUGGCAGCAACCCGUUGGCAGAAGACGAGGACGCCUCGCCGAGCUCUUCAUGUUGUGUGGGGUGGAGAUCUCGCCUGGAUUCCGUAGGAUUAAAACAAACUGCACAAUCAAGACCCCACAAUGAGUGUAACAUCAUGGUUCUUAGUCAGCAGCACUGGUAUUCGACAUCGGCUUCCACGAGAAAUGAUCUUUGUGGGAAGAGAAGACUGUGAGCUUAUGCUUCAGUCCCGUAGUGUUGAUAAGCAGCAUGCAGUAAUCAACUAUGAUCCAGCCAGUGAUGAACACCUAGUGAAGGACUUGGGCAGUCUUAACGGGACAUUUGUGAAUGACUUAAGAAUUCCGGACCAAACAUACAUAACCCUUAAACUUGGAGACCUCAUACGAUUUGGCUAUGAUCCUCACAUGUACAUGCUGGAAAAAAGCGAACACAGAGUCCCAGAAGAGGCAUUGAAGCAUGAGAAGUACACAAGCCAACUGCGGAUGGGUUCUAAAAGUUCAGAUGGUAGGAGGGUAGUUGAUCAUGCUGAUGAUACAAUCGGGGAAACAAAUCCCUCAAAAUCCAAAUAUGAAAAAGCAGAACGUAAAGGACCAACAGAUAGCAGCAUAUCCCGUCCAACACCACUCUAUGGUCAGCCGUCAUGGUGGGGUGAAGAUGAUGUUGGCGGCAUACUGCAACAUGAUGACAGUAGACAUCUGGAAGACUCACAUUUGGAAAUUCACAAGGAGACCUCCAAACAUGAACCAGACUUAAAUGAAAACAUUACCGAUAACCAGGAUCUGCAGACAAGGUCCAUCUACUCUUAUAGACGAGAACCAAGUUACUUUGAAAUCCCAACCAAGGAGUUCCAGAUGCGCACUAAAAGUCCAGAGACAGAAUUACAUGAGAUUCCCACUAAAGAUACAGACGCACCCAGCACUGUUACUCCCCCAGUAGUUCAGAGUCAUGCAUCCUUCACCAUUGAGUUUGAUGACUGCACCCCUGGAAAGAUCAAGAUCAAGGAUCAUGUGACUAAGUUCUCCUUCAGUAAACGUAAACCUCUUGGCAAAGAUACAGCAGUUGCCCCUACUGAAGUAAUGUCCAUAGAGAAUAAGGUGGCAGACUGGCUUGUUCACAAUGACCCCAGCAUCAUGAAAUGGAAGUCCCCUUCUGAUGAUGUAUACAGCACUAAAAGUGAUCUGCCAGUUCACAUCAAAACCCUCAAAGGCAACCAACAUGAAGAUGGAACACAGAGUGACACAGAAGAUGCAGUCCAGUUGGAACAACCAACCAAACAGAUAUCGACUAAGGAACAGGUUCCACCCCCAACAGAGCUGCAGUCUUCUGUGCAAAGUCAUGCCAAGGAUAGCCCUCAGGAAUUACUGAACCAACAAGCUUUUGUUAUAGAAUUCUUUGAUGAUAACCCACGCAAGAAAAGGUCACAAUCUUUUACCAAUAAUGCUGGACAUAAUGAUUCCUUUUCUACCCUGAAGGCUAAACUGGAAAAAAGACGGGGUACGAUGACUAUUGAAAAGUCAGCUGUUGACUCUCAACAUGGUCUUGGGCCAGCACAGCCAAUGGGAGAAUCACUAAAAAGCACAGGUGUCCCCCAGAGGUCUAGCUCCCUCAAGCGAGAAAAAACAGAAGAUCGUAUUAAUGCGAAUACUUUGGCUGUCACAUCCCACAUUACAGUUGCUGUAAAGCCUUUUGCCAGUGUGGGGAAAAAAAACAAGGUGAACCAGAACUUUUCAGCUGGGCUUUAUAGAGAUUCAAUGCCAGAGAAGACGUUUUCCCCGCCGUUGAAUACUACAGCAUUGUUGGCCACAGCCUCUCCUGUCCACUCUCCUACUCACUCACCUAGUCCUGUUUUGGUUAAUACUUCCCAUAAUACUCCUUUGUGUCCUUUUACCAUUCAACAAGGAGAAACUAAGGCUGCUGGAAAUGAAGAGGAAGACAGCUUAAGUGAUGCUGGGACAUAUACCAUAGAGGCAGAAUGUCAGGACAAGGAGAUGGAAGAGCCCAGAAGUAUUGUUGAUCAGUCUUUAGGUACAUCAUCAGAAGGAGGACCUAAAUGGGUAUCACGAUGGGCAAGUUUGGCGGACACCUUUGAAGAUUCUGGUUCCACAGAAGGCUUGAGUGAUACUCAACAGCGUAUUGAAGUUCCAGACAGAAAUGGAAAACCUGACCACCAGGCCAUACUCAGUCAACCUAUCCAUCAUACGGAAUUUGACAUUAGCCAUUCUGUUAGAACAAGAAGACGCUUGCCUCAGGUUCCUCCAGCAGACAAGACAGAAAUUAUUACUCCUAGUAUUCUGGUUCCCAGUGACUCUUACGCUCCAUACAAGAUUCCUGAAAGGAGCUCAAAAAUGCCCAAGCAACAGGAAGAUGUGCAGAGACUUAAUGUUCAAGAUGACGUGGACCCAGAUAGUUUGAGUGACACUAGUAAAUCAGAUGAGGGUUCAUUUUGGGAAAGAGAUAAGAAACAAAAAUCAAUAAGAUCUGUUGAAACAUCUAAAAUCAAAAAGCCAUGGAGCAAUUUUGGAACACAUCAGCAGACUGAUGAAAGAGGGGGAUCCAAAGCUCAACACACGUCUUUUUACAUUGCCUCAGAAGAGGUUCCUUUGAAGCAAUUGUCGGCAGUAAGUCAUACUACCAUUGACACAGGGUCUGAGCAUGACACUAAAUCUGGUUCAGAAAGUUCUACCAUUCGGGAAAAGACGAUACAUAGUCAGGAGUCCAGGAAGUUAGGGAAACCUCCUAGUUUGGUUACUAAAAGUGUUCCUCAAGAAAGAGAGGUUCUUUCAACCAAAGACACCUCAGUAUCUCUGGUCCGCCAGGAAAGCUUCACCAAAGAUCGUCCGAGUGAUGAUGUUACCGUCAACAAGCUUCCUCACAUUUCAAGCCAUUCAUCCAUGAAGGAUUUUGAAGCAACAAAUCCUUAUGCCAUAGACUGCCAAGAUACACAGCAGAUCCUUAAAGAAACGGAAAACACUCUAGCUGUCCUGGAAGCCAGAUUGCAGUCUCAGAGUAGUAGCCCAAAGCAAAAAUCUGAGAGUCCUUCUACCCAUAUGGAAGACUCUCUAUCUGGUGAUUCUGAUAUUGACACUGCUAGUACUGUCAGUUUACUAAGCAACAAAAAUGUGUCAAAUGUUAGUCGAAAAAAGACCACCGUCACAGCUGUGCAAAAGGACACAUCCUCAGCAAAUGUCUCUGUUCAGAAGCAGACAAGUGCCCGUGAAAGGCUUUCUGAAACGCGCAAGAAGCAUGUAGGGGACCGACAAGUAGACAAGACAGACCCAACUAAAAGAUUUCAUCUGAGGCGGAGUUCUGGAACACGGGGUUCUUUGGAUUUUACUGAUGACUUUCGUAAUUCGAACAUAUCAUUCCCACCUGAUACAGCCUCUUCAGACCAUGAAUCCACUUCUCGUUCCUCUCUGAGGAAAAAGCUAAUUAUACAACCUUUAAAGGAUGACGGUGGCAAACCUCUGAAGCCAGUAGUCCAACAAGGUCUCACUCGUUCUAACAGUUUGUCCGCACCAAGGCCUACGAGGGCAUCUAUGCUUCGGCGAGCCCGUCUUGGCGAGGCUUCUGAUAAUGAAGGUGCUGACACAGAUCGAACCCCUGUAAACUUAGAUGGCACAACCUUGUCAAAAGCUCAGAAUGAGAACAAAAAAUAUUCAAGGCUGGAUAUUUUGGCCAUGCCACGGAAAAGAACAGGCUCUUUUACAGCACCAAGUGACACUGAAUCAAGUACACCUCGAAGUCGGGCUCUUGACACAGCCAAUAAGGGACGCAAAUCUGCAGCUGUUGAAAGCAGCAAAGCUGUGAUCAGACGACCUUUAGGGGCAAGUGAAAGGCAGCCUGUCUCUAGAGCGCGAUCAAGCAGUGCCAAGUAUUCUUCUACAGUUAGUUCAAGGAGACAACAGAAAGGCUCCGAUUAUACCUCUACUUCUGACGAGGACAAUGAUUCCAACCAAAGUUCCACUAAACACAAGCGGUCUCAUGCAUCUGCAGCCACUCAGACUCCCAGGGUCCAUGGCAGGCAAAAUACAACCCCCCAAGACAAUGAAGACACAGAUGAAAAUGAGAAUGACCCCUAUCAGCAUUGGUCAACACACAGUGCAGAAAUAGCAAGACUAAGUCAGGACCUAGCUAAAGACCUUGCAAUUUUGGCACGUGAAAUCCAUGAUGUAGCAGGGGAUGGUGAUGCACAAAGUUCCAUGGGUACAGGGCAGAAUGCCACUACCACUUGCUUACCCAAUACACCAGUGUCCACAAUAUCAGCCAGAGAAGAGUUGGUCCAGCACAUUCCAGAGGCGAGUUUGAAUUUCCAAAAAGUUCCUCCUGGAUCUUCAAAAGUCAAAAAGGAGCUCAAUUCAAAUAUAAAUGAUUCAGAUUUAAGCUCAAAACACAGAACGUGGAGCAGGGAAGAGGUCAUUUUAGAUAACCUGAUGCUGAACCCUGUGUCUCAGCUCUCACAUGCUAUUCGAGAAAAUACAGAGCAGCUGGCUGAGAAGAUGAAAGUCUUGUUUCAGAGCAGAGCAGUCAACUGGGAAGAAAUUGAAGCAAAAAUCAAUUCUGAAAACGAAGUGCCAAUACUGAAGACAUCUAACAAGGAAAUAACAUCAAUUCUAAAGGAACUGAGAAGAGUUCAAAAACAGCUAGAAGUUAUCAACAAUAUCAUUGACCCCACUGGUGGUACAGACCUUCGUUCUAGGGGUUUAUCAAGUGCUACGCCUGUUACCAGUGUAAACCGCCAAGUUGCCACAGCAGGGGACUCAGGAACUUUUGCACAAGGAGGGGGUUUCCCUCUGUUAAGCUCUCGUAUUGUGGGUGAGCAGGGGAAGAAGAAAGUGAGUGCUGAUGACAAGGGCUACAUUGUCUGAUUGUAUUUGCAUUUGUAAUUCAUAUUAUGUAUUGGUUAUUGAUGAAUGACUGUGGAUUUAGGCUUGAUUUCAGAGAUUUUGUAUAUGUCUUGUAUAUUGUUGAUAUGCUGUAUAAAACAACUUGUUUCUGAGUGGAUUGCAAAACUACUUUUGCCUUUUUAUGGAGGCAUUUUAUCACUGUGCAGCAGAAUGCAUUCAGUAUCAAGCCUUGUGUAAAAUGGUAAAUGGGUGGCGGGCCUUCUUUUCAUGAACAACUGUAGAGCCAUUUCAUAGUGCCAUAUUGAUUUUGUGCUUUGUGUAUAAAAGCAUACUGAUGAAUUAAUGUAAAGCAAUCAGAGAAAUUGUUUCUUUUGUACUGUCAAAAUGGUGUUUUACUUUUGUUAUGGCAGAAUUUACAUUGCCAGCAGUGUCCCUGCACAGAAAACAGUGUUAAUACUGUAUGUUGCGAUGUUAUUGUGUUCAGUCAGCUUUAUCAUACAAUUAUGUGAAAUUAGAAUGCAAGACACAUGGAUGCAGCAGAUAAUAAUGCAAAAUGUUGAAAUUCACUGAAAUUGUUUUGGUGAAAAAUGUGGGGAGGAAAAUAUUUUAAUUUCUUUCAGUUUUACAACACACUCAUUGUUAUUUCUCAAAUUUGAUCAAAAAUAUUCAUGUAGCAUAUGCAAUUUUAAUAAUUCUCUGUGUCAAUAUACUUUUACAGGCAAAACAUUUCUAAACUGGUUAAAAUUGUCAUUGGUGCAAGCGUACAUAAAACAAUGCCUCAAAUUUGAAAGUUGCUAUGUCAUUUUCAUAUUUGGUGAACACACUUUAGUUGUGAUGUGUGGCCUCUGAUUUUAGAAGAACUGUAUUUUGAAAGUGAGCUCUUGCCUUUAUUUCCAUGAGAGCAUAAGUUACUGUAGUGAUGCUUUUAUUUUGUAGAAUGCUGAACCUCAUGCACUUUAUGUCUCUGAGCCAAUGAAAACCUACAGUAUAGUUAUCGAAUGUGGAGUAGGGGAACACAGUUCUUUGUCUGAUACAGUGGCAGUAUUUUACAAAUCCAACCUGGGACUACAUGAAAUUCCACAUUUAACCUGCAUAUUGCAUUAAAUAUUUGUAUUGUUUAGGCCUUUAUAGUGUUUAUUACUGGGGUAUACAAAGAGUUAACAUGCACACUAAUUCAGAUUAGUGCCUUUGUAGUCUGUUUGUGGGUGCCGAAGGCUAGAUAGACUCCUGCCAAAACUUUUGCUUUUGGGUCACUUUCACCACUCUUUAUUGUGGAUAAUUUAAAGGUAUGUCAGCAGGUUGUUCUUUAAUACACAGGUUAUGUGUACCAUGUUUUGGGAAUAUAGGGGUAGAAUAGCAACAGGUGGGAUCAGGAGGCACCCUAGAGAUUUGUGCUUCUAUAGCCAGCUUUGCACAAAUAAUCUGGUUUGUUUUUAGUGUGUUGCCUCUUCAUUAUCAUGCUAAAAUAAUAUAAAAGUCUGUCUUUUACUUACAUGUCUGGUCACCUCAGUACAGUGUGUCACAAACUUUCAAUGAUAUUUUAAUGCAUCAUAGAUGACCAUAAAUCACUUCAUAGUUGGGUUUGUGUAAAAAAAAAUGUAGACCUCUUUGUUUAUCUUUGCUUUAACUAAAUUAGGCCACUAUCUUCCUAUCUAACUGUUAAUCACGGCCAUUUUAGAUGCUUCUAUCCAGUAAUCUCUUUAUGCUGCUCACUGUGGCUUCUUCUUCUCAACAACUUGAAUAUCUGUGAGUUUAAUACGGAAUAACAGUCUAGAGAACCAAUAUAAUGACUGUGUGGCAGUACAAAAUUAAAUCAGGAACCAAGGAGUGAAUUUCCACACUCAUACUAUUCCUUAAGAGAAUAAUUAACUAUUAAUUACUUUUUAAACUAUUUACUUUUCUUUAGUCUUUUUGAAAUGAAUGUAAUUUGACAUUCAGUUAUACAUUAUUUCUUUUUCCUUUUAAAAACAGAGAGCAUGGUAAUACAUAAUGUUUUACAUAAUAUUUAGUAAUGUGAAUUAAGAUUCUGACACUAACCACAGUACAAAAAAAUAACUUAAUAAUAGAGGUAAUUUACUUUUAUUAAAACUUGAAUUACUGUACUCUUUAAACUCCCAUAAACACGAUUGCAUUAAGUACUAGUUUUUCAAGUCAAUGUAAGUACUAUGAUUGUAUUGUACUGUAAUGCUGAACUGGCACCUGGUUCAGGAUUGGUUGCUGCCCUAAGCUUAGUAUAAAGUCGGACUUUGUGAUGGAGCUUAGAUACAACAUUUUUUAAGUAAAGAAUGAGGAAUUUUUCACUAAUGAAUGUAAGUGUAAUAUUUGGGAACCUUGUGCCCUGAUUGUGUGGGCAUCUGAUGCAUUGAAACUCUGAAUUAAUUUGCAUAUCAUUUUGUGUUUCACACGCCAAAGUUUAGGGAAUUCUUACAUGAUGGAUGUUCAGACAGUCAACUGUUUGUCUGUUCCUGUAUUUCCUAUUUAAAAAGUGACAAAACCCCUUUAUUUUAUGUAGCUUGUUUCAGUAGUGAAUUAUACCUUAAGGCACUCUUCACAGAUUAAUAGGAAUUGUUCAGUUGUUGGACUGCCUUUUUUUUCUAACUGCAGUCCAGGCUGGUUAAGUGGCCCAUUGGAGUCAGACUGUGAGUCAGUGGUACAGACUGAAAUGACCUCCUUGUGAUUAACCACAUGGCUUGUGUUUUCCUUUACUUAAUAUUGUGAUGUAAAUUGAAAGGGUGAAUAAUAAUAAUAAUUACAGUAAUUACAGAGCACAUGGAUAUUUAGCCUGGUAUGCCCAACUGAUUAUCAUUAAUAUAGUUAUGUUCAGGCAAUGCUAACAGUCUCAAUUUAUCUUUCAUUGUAUUGUGAGUACUAGGGUGUUGUACCGUUUCUUGUUGAGAAUUUAGAGCAGGGCCUCUUUAAACCUCUGCAGCACACAUGGCAAUAUAACCUGGCGUCCUAGCUACCUGUUUAUCACUGCCUAGAUGGGGCCAGUGGUGACUUUAGUAUUACUCUUAAAUAUGUUUUUCUUUCUUGUUUGGCUUAAAGCCACCAUAUUGUAGUUCCAUGUUUAUUUUUCUCCCUACAUUCAUAUAUUUUACACAAGAUUUCGUUUUGGUUUUAUUUGUUUGCCUUAUUUUCUAAUUCUUUAUAGUAGUAGUGAAUACUACUCCAUGUUGCAAUAUUACCAUAUCUAAUCAAACUUUUAUAUUAUAAUGACUGAGCUACAGAAUUAAAUGUGGUAGGACCUUUAUGCUAUUCUAUCUUUUUUGUACGUGUUUAGCAAUCUCAGCCUGAACAGCAUCAAUUGAGUCUCCCAGUUCCAUAGUUCUUCUUGAGUUUUUUUGGCUUUAGUACGCCCUUCCAGGUUUGUAUUCUUUUCCUGUUAUUCUCUUUUGGUGACAGCUCUUGUUUGGUGGCCUUUUGUUAGACAAAUUGAUUGAGCAUCAGUGAGUCCUGCCUCUGAAAUCUGACGUGCUAAAAUUCAUCUAUAUUGAGUUCUUUGUCAGUAUGUACAACCUUAAACAGUGUGUACUAAUACAACUCUAAUUUCAAAAAAAGUUGCUGUGCAAAAUGUCAAUAAAAACAAUGCAAUGGUUUGCAAAUCUCAUAAACCCAUAUUUUAUUCAAAAUAGAACAUAGAGAACCUAUCAAAUGUUGAAAGUGAGAAAAUGUACCAUUUUAAGAAAAGAAUAAGUUUAUUUUGAAUUUGAUGGCACCAAUACAUCUCAUAAAUGUUCAGACAGGGCCAUAUUUACCACAGUGUAGCCUCUCCUCUUCUUUUAACAACAGUCAAUAAAUGUCUGGUGGCUGAGAAGACCAGUUGCUGUACAUUUUGGACAGGAAUGUUGUCCCUUUCUUGUUUGAUAUAGGAUUCUAGCUUCUCAACAUCUGGACUACAGGCAGGCCAGUUCAGCACCCGGACUCUUCUACUGUGAAACUAUACUGUUCUAAUAGAUGCAUUAUGCAAUUUAGCAUUGUCUUGCUGAAAUAUGCAAGGCCUUCCCUGAAAAAGACAUCAUUUGGAAGGAAGCAUUUGUUGCUCUAAAACCUGUACAUACUUUUGAGCAUUGGUGUUGCCUUUUCAGAUGUGUACGCUGCCAAAUCUAUAGGCACUAAUGCAUCCUUCAUACCAUGAGAGAUUCUGGCUGUUGAACUGAAUGCUGAUAACAAGCCGGAUGGUCCCUGUCCUUUUUAGUCUGGAGGAUGUAGUGUCCAUGUUUUCCAAAAAGAAAUUCAAAUGUAAUUUCUUCUGACCACAGAACAGUUUUCUACUUUGCGUUGCUGGAUCCUGUUCAUAUAUGGCUUCUUCUUUGCAUGAUUGAGCUUUAAUCUGCAUUUUUGGAUGGCACAACGAACUGUGUUCACAGACAGAUUUCUGGAAGUGUUCCUGAGCCCAUGCAGUGAUUUCCAUCAAUCAGGCCUCUUUUUAAUGCAGUGCCACCCAAGAGUCCGAAAGUCACAGGCAUGUAUUAUUGAUUAUCGGCCUUGUCCUUUACUCACAAAGGUUUCUCCAGAUUCUCUAAAUCAUUUGAUGGUAUUAUGUACUGUAGAUUAUAAGAUAUUCAAAGUCUUCACAAUUUUACGGUGAGGAACAUUAUUCUGAAAUUGUCCGACAAUUUGUAGGUUGUUUUUUUUGCAGAUUGGUGAACCUCUGUCCAUCUUUACUUUUGAGAGACUCUGCCUCUCUGAGAUGCUGUUUUCAUGCUCAAUCAUAUUAUUGACCUUUUACCAAUUAACCUAAUUAGUUGCAAAAUGUUCCUCCAGCUCUUUCUUUUUUGUACCACUUACUUUUUCAGCCUUUUGUUGCCAUCGUCCCAACCUUUUGGAGACUUGUAGUUUCCAACAAGUUCAAAUUGAGCUGAUAUUUUUCAUGAAAUAGUCAAAUGCCUCAUUUUGAACAUUUGAUAUGCUUUCUAUGUUCUAUUGUGUAUAAAAUAUGGGUUUAUGAGAUUUGCAAAUCAUUGCAUUCUGUUUUUAUUUACAUUUUACACAGCAUCACAACUUUUUUGGAAUUGGGGUUAAUGUUUUAAAAUUCAUCUAAAAUGAGCUAUUUAUCAGUGUAUACAACCUUAAGCAACAACUGCUAGCAGACUAUGAAACAUCAGUGUGUUCUCCUAUCUAAUACUGCAUGUUAUAGCAGUGUGGCCUAUUCGUCAUGUGAGUUUUUAUUUAUAAGCAUUUUUCAGUAAAUCUGUAUAUUGUACUGUACAGUAAGUUAUUGACCAUAUUUUCAUACUGCAUAUGCAGUAGUAAAAUGCAUAAUUUGAGGUAUAUUACUGUCCAAUUCUAUAUAUUUAUGUUAUGCUGCAUACACUUAUCAGAAAAUGGCACAGUUGCGUUCAGAGUUCAAAAUACUGACUUUGACUUUCAUAGCCAAAAUUUAAAUGAAUAGCCGUCCCCUAACAAUACAGGUACAUAAAAAAGGAGUUCUCCAUACCUAAUUACAGUGCUGCUUUUUCAGGAGAUUUCUACACUUCUCUUGUUCUGCAUAGGCUUUCUCUGUGAUGUACUGGCUGGCUUUAGAUUUGUAGUUUGUACAUGUCAAACAAUUGUUUAAGGUUCAAAUUCACUGUGUUGCCUAUUAAUGCUACAUUUAGCAGUAGCAUGGCUGCUUUGACCCCUCUUCACCUAUACACUUCCUCUGUCCACCUAGAUCCAAGCACCCCUAUCCAGUGGCUUUUCAGACAAUAGUUAGGUCUCUUAGGGAUUCAGUUACUUUUUUUAUUUCAUCUCUCUCUGUUUGUUUGAAUGUCUUUAUGCAUGUUUAUGAAGUUAAUCAUCAGGCAAGUCCACAGUGUACAGUAUCAUGCCUUAGUGAGCACUGUUUCAUAGACAAUUUUAUGUCUAUAAACUUUGCAGAACAAGAUGAAUCAAUGGCAUGCUAGAUUUUGCAUCCAUUGUACAUACGAAGAAAUGGAGCACUAGUCUGUGGACAUUCUCCAUUUUGUAUAGGUGAAUUACAUGAUCAUUUGAGUCACAUGAAAAUUACUGCUGACUGCAAGGUUCCAGAUGUCCUCCAGGACACAUUUUUGUGUCUGUUUGUCCAGAUCCUACCUUUAUAACAAAAAACUGUUUGGGGUACUAGAGAAACACUUCAGGGUAGCUUCACGGAAAUGGCUACUUCAAGGACUAGACUGAACAGGUCAUUCUGAUUUCUUGUUCACCCUUAAUUUUCAUUAGCCUUCAGUAGAUGCAUUAAACGGGAUGGCAAGUUACUUUUGAUGAACUAGGCCAUUUGUCCUUGACGCUUGUCUUAUUGUUGGUCUUUGCCUGUGACAAAGGUACACACCUGUUAUCUGUGUAAGCUGGGCUUGAUGGGAAUCUGCUUCUAGUGGUCCAUGAAAUAAUAUGGACUUAAGCUACCUUGACAGCUGACUUUUUCAGCAAGUAAAACAACUGCUUUCACGUUUAGCAUUUGUGCACUGGUGAUGAAUGGUACUGUUGUGCGACAAAAAGAAAUUACAAAUUCAUGUUCAAAACUAACAGUUAUACUCAUUAAAGCAAAACUGUUGAGGAGUUCAGGGAAAAGUCUUUAAAAGGCUGUUAUGAGCUUGUAGGUGCACAUAGAUGGAUGUGAGUGCCCUGUCCUUUUUGCAAUAACCACUUAAUUGAAUUGAAGAGCUGAGUUGCAAAAUCAGCUAAGUACAGGAGACAACUUUUUGUGAAAAGGAGAAAAAUAAUUUUUAAGUAUUUGAAAUGAUAUUUUUAAAAUUCUUUUUGCAGAAUGUUGGUUGUUUCAUUACUGAAGGUCAAUUGCUGGACAUCUCAGAAAUCUGAAUAUUUUACAUUUUUGUAAAAAAUAGGAAAAAAACGUACUUAGCAGGUUUUGACGCUAAAUCAAUGCUAUUCCAUAAACCUAUAAGUAGAAACUUUCAUCAAAAGUGCUCUGGAUCUUGAAAUAUUUUUAUUAUAUAACAAAUGAAAUACAGAGCUUUUAGUCUCUAAACUAUUUAGCUAAAAAGUAAUGCUAAAAGUCAUGAAUUCCUGUUAAGCAUUGUUUAAGUAGUAAAUUAAAAAAGUUAUAAGCAAUCUCUAGAAUGUCAAAAUUCUACAUCACAAAUCAAAUUAAAUAAUGCAUAACUACCACUAGCCAACCCUAAUCCUAAUCUCUAACCCUAAACCCGAUAUCUAGAGGUUCGGACAAUGGCUAGCUAGUGGUAGUUAUAUAAAAUCACCUCAGCUUAGCUGACUCAUUAUACCCAUGAAAUGUAGCUCUCGCUUCUCCAAGCAUCCGCAUAUUCGUAGUUUAGCAAUAUUCAAAAUUAUUAAGAAUAUGUUUUGAAAUAUCUUACAUAGUAUUCAACAGUGGUCGCUCGCUUUGCUGGCUUUUUCUUUCGUGAAGGCUUCAGCUUUGUAAUGCACAUCUGGAUCAGAAUAAAAUCAUCUUGGCUCCAUUUCACUUGUUUUUUGUAAAAGUCGUUGUGAAACUUUUCAACAUCAGCCGGAGUGAGCUGGCCAACGUCGCAUCUUGUUCCACGAUGCCUACCAACACCUCCAUGAUUGCAAGAAAUCUUUGGCAUCUUUUCAGUGCUGCUAUAUCGUUUCUUCUUUUCUACGUUUCUUUUCCAAUUCUCAGGAUUUCUGCUUCGUUUCCUGGGAUUGUUUGAUUUAGAAAUUGUCUCAUCAAACUCCAUAUUUACGUCCGCCAUUUUUUUGUCACGUGGCAAAUGCGCUGAGAUGAUUGGCUGGUGUACUUAGCAGCUUUUGGAACUAAGCUGGUUAUGUAUUUAACAGGUUUUGGAACUCACAUCAAAAUUUAUAGCAAUAUAUUUUGGAGCCCACUUCAAUACCAAGCACAUAGCCGACCCUUUGAUGAGUCACAACCAUGCUUCACCUAAAGUUUGCCAAAAAAUGUACUUAGCAGGUUUUGGAACUCACCUCUUCAAUUGUGCAGGUCAAGAAUUUAACCCAUUAUUAAUUGUGCAGGUCAUACUGCAAAGUAUAAACUUAAAGAUUAUGCAAUUUGGUGAUUACACUGGACAUACAGUGUCACUAGUUCACAUGGCCCCUGCUGUUUCAGUUCACUUCAGAAGUCUUUUUUUAUUCAGUGUAUUCACUGACACAUGACAAAGCAUGAGGCUUUCCUAGGGCCCAGUUGCAUGGCUGCUUGUCCUUCUUGGUUUUAAUUUGAUGCUUUUGUGAGGUAAACAGUAUGUAUGUGUGUAUGUAUGUUUAAAGUGAAAAAUGAUCCAUGGAACCUGAGCUGUAAUUUGUUAGGGUUGGUUUAAUUUAAUUUUUUAUGCUGAUUUUCUUUCUUUUGUGCAGUAAAAUUACAAUGUUGAUAGAUCACAAGAUGGAUUGGUAUUAAAGCUGUCAAAGGGUUUUGUAUAUAGAUGAUAUAUAUAGAAAUAUGUAUUGCCAAUACUACUGCUGAUCAGAAGUGAUGGCACUUUUUAUGUACAAAAAAAAGAUAUCAUUCAAUAAAAUGUGUAUAUUGAUUAA
Molecule: messenger RNA, 13479 nt
Organism: Erpetoichthys calabaricus (reedfish)
Lineage: Eukaryota; Metazoa; Chordata; Cladistia; Polypteriformes; Polypteridae
Gene: cep170bb
Product: centrosomal protein 170Bb
Exons: 20
Coding region: 316-5058 (1580 amino acids)
Molecular function (GO): protein binding
Source: RefSeq, a predicted model, not a curated record